Messenger RNA from Columba livia (rock pigeon), 3462 nucleotides. Its product is annotated as TGF-beta receptor type-2. Gene Ontology annotation, biological process: cellular response to growth factor stimulus; protein phosphorylation; heart development. Bases 427 to 2124 code for a protein of 565 amino acids. The record is from RefSeq and is a predicted model, not a curated record. Gene Ontology annotation, molecular function: type I transforming growth factor beta receptor binding; metal ion binding; SMAD binding. The transcript has 7 exons. Lineage: Eukaryota; Metazoa; Chordata; Aves; Columbiformes; Columbidae. Gene Ontology annotation, cellular component: signaling receptor complex; plasma membrane.
AAAGAGGCACGCAGGAGCACCCAUGCCUUUCUGAUUAGAUGCAUGCAGUAGGCAUUAGGUCCCCUUCAAAGAUCCUUGGGCCGUGCGGAGCAGCUCCGUGUUGUCAUAGGGGGAAAAAUGAAGAAUCAAACUCUUUUUCUUGGAGCCAGGCUUCUUCCCCCUGGCUCCCCCCUCCCAUAUUUGUAUAUAUUAUUUCGAGAGGAGGGUCAGGCUUGGUUUGUUCAUAAACUGCAGUUCCUGGGCGGACCCCACACACAGCUGGGCUUUAGCAGCUGGAUCCGCCUUCCCGGCAAGCCGAGUUGGGAGCCUCGCAAAGCCGGGGCUCCGGGCUUGACAGCAGAGUCGCAGGAGGCUGGCUGCACCGAGGGAAGAUGAACUGGCCAACGCCGUGAAGCCGGGCUUCUGGUCACUGGUGGGAUCCAGAAAAUGGGUUACUGGAGGAGACCGGGUCUGCUUUCCUUACUGCUGCUCUCCUUCUCCUGCAGUGCCGGCGCCCGCCGCAGCCUCAAGACCAACCUGUGCAAGUGGUGCGACUCCACACCGCCCGCCUGCGAGGAGAAGGUGUGCUACAGCAACUGCAACCUCAAUUCUUACUGCGAGGACCCCUACGAGAUCUGCGUGGCCAUAUGGAGACAGGACAACGAGAGCAUCAGGAUCAGCACACUCUGCCACAACCCCCAUCGCCCCAUUGAAAACCUCAUGGUCCCCAACUACAACACCUCGCGCUGCAUCAUGACCCACCAGCCCAGCGAGGACGGGAUCAUCUACAUCUGUGGCUGCGUGGAUGAGCAGGAGUGCAACGAUAAACUCAUCUUUGAAAACCACACGAACGGCUACUCCAUGCUGCAGAGCAAAGAGGUCAUCCCGGUGGCCGCCAUCAGCCUCCUGCCCCCGCUGCUGGUGGCCGUGAUGAUCACUGUGAUCUUCUACCUCUGCCGCACGCAGAAGCGACGCAAGAGAGCCAAGGCGUGGGGAGGGAAACCGAGGCAGCCCCCGGCACUGCCGGAGCCGGGGAGGUCCGCUGAGAAGGAGGAAAAGUUGUCCGUGCUGAUGGACGAGAGCCCGGCCGCCACCAGCCCCGUCUGUGCCAGCAACCGCCCCGCCGAGCUGCUCCCCAUCGAGCUGGACGAGAUGGUGGGCAAAGGGCAGUUUGCGGAGGUGUGGAGGGCCAAGCUGAGCCACAGCCGCUCGGGGCAGUACGAGACGGUGGCUGUGAAGAUCUUCCCCUGCGAGGAGUACUCCUCCUGGAAGAACGAGAGCCAGAUCUUCACCGACGCCAGCCUGAAGCACGACAGCGUCCUGCGGUUCCUCACCGCCGAGGACCGGGGCACGGGGCCCCGCCGGGAGUACUGGCUCAUCACCGCCUACCACAGCCGGGGCAACCUCAAGGACUACCUCUCCCGCCAUGUCCUGAGCUGGAUGGACCUGCAGAAGAUGGCAGGCUCCCUGGUGAGCGGGGUGGCCCACCUCCACAGUGACUACACUGCCUGCGGCAGGCCAAAAAUCCCCAUCGCCCACCGGGACAUCAAAAGCACCAACGUCCUGGUGAAGAACGAGCAGGAGUGCGUGCUCUGUGACUUCGGCAUUGCCAUACGCCUCGACCCUUCCCUGACAGUGGACGACUUUGCCAACAGCGGUCAGGUGGGCACUGCCAGGUACAUGGCCCCAGAGGUCCUGGAGUCUAGGGUGAACCUGGAAGACCUGGAGUCUUUCAAGCAGAUGGAUGUCUACUCCAUGGCCCUCGUUUUGUGGGAAAUGGCCUCCAGAUGUGAAGUGGUAGGAGAGGUAAAGAAUUACGAGCUGCCCUUUGGGUCAAAAGUCCAGGAGCAGCCCUGCGUGGACACCAUGAGGGACAUCGUGCUGCACGGCAGAGGACGCCCCGAGAUCCCGAGCAGCUGGCUGGUGCAUCAGGGGAUGCGCUUUCUGUGCGACACCAUCACGGAGUGCUGGGACCACGACCCCGAGGCCCGGCUCACCGCCCACUGCGUGGCCGAGCGCUUCAACCUGAUGGCGCAGAUGGAUUGUGACGACAUCCUCAACAACAACAUGGACAACGAGGCCAGCAAAACAGCUUCUCCCGGCGGGGAGCACCAGGACAGUGACGGGAGCAGAAAUACGCAGUGACACAGCAGGCAAAAAGCCUCAUCGUGAGAAACGAGAGGAUAAGCGAGAAGCAUUUAGCUCAUGGGGAAAAUAAAACCCUCGCUCCAUUUUUUAGAAUGAAACUAAGAUCUAGCACAUAACUUAUAUAAAUAAGGUCUGUUUUCUCCCACAGAUACAGUGAACUGUGGAAUCAAUACUUUGGUUAAAGUGCAACAUUAUAUAUGAACUGAUUUUGUACUUACUUUAAAUGUAUAAUGAUGCAAAGCAUCCCUUUUAUUAUUUUUUAAAAUAAUAAUGUUUAAUCUUUUAUUAAUAAGUAUCUGAAUUCCAUGUCUAUCUUUCGAAGUCCUUCCAUAUUACUAUCACAAGUUUCUCUUCUAACUGCUUAUUUCGCAGAGAUCAGGACAACUUUUUGUUUUCCUUUUUUAAUGGCCUCCACACAGACAAAAAUCCAUUGUAGCAGCAGAAAAAAAUAACCUUGAGAUGUAACACACUGUUAGUGGAAGAAAUGUUAGCACCCGAGAAAACUAUUCAUUGAUCAGACAGUCCCCAAUACAUUGUAAAGAUACCCGAUAAUCCAGUUUGGAAAAGUCUGAUUUGCUGCAACUCCAACACACCUUUUUUCACUGGGAAAUUCCUGGGUGCACUUGACAGUUCAGGUGGGUGCAUGACGUUUCUUCAUUAGAAAAGGAAGUUGCCCAUGCAGAUGCUGCUGUUUCACCCUAAGAAGUCUCCACAUGGGGUACACAGACAACUCUGUCCCCACGUCAGCCCAGGUUCCUGUCACCUCUAGGUGAUGCAUUUGUGCCACAGUAAUACCGUCAACACAAACGUGUUGGCUCAUUCUUCUUGCAACUCUUUCCCACUUGUCUGCUGCUACUCGACCUGAGGAAACGUGAUCAGGCAGAACCAGGGACCUUUGCUCCCAUCACCACCAGACCAAGCCAGGCUGCCUGGGCAGCAGAAAGGCAAGUUACACCUCACCCUGAACCCUCGACACUGUGCAGACCUUAACCCCUCCACCCGUGGGAGCAAAAGGUAACAAAAACCCUUUGCUGUCUAAGGUUUUCCUGACGCUCCCCCACGCAGAGGUGUGUUUUCAGGACAGCUGGGAGGAACACGUUGCUCGCCAGCACACGGCUGCAAGGGUCAGCCCCUACAAGAGGGAAGGGAGAAAACCACACAACAGCCUCGAGCUUUCCGCAGCCGAGGCUCUAUUGCUCCCACCUUUUGGACUGUUUCUACAGCUAAAUUAAAAGCCUAGAAUAAAAUUGUCUCUAAUCCCUUUGGAGAAGGACAGAAGGGGAAUGAAUUAGGUUGCAUCCAAUCUAAAUAAUAAAAACUAACUUCAGCUACCAA